AUGCCAGAACACCACCGCCACCAUCACCGUCACCGGUCGCGGUCAAGGUCGCGCUCUCCUCACCAUGCUGAUCGUAGAUCCUCCCACCAUUCCUACCGUUCUCGAUCUGAUGAGCCAUCUCGCCAGCACACCAAGAAGUCUCCCGCGCUACCCAAGCCACUGCCACAUGGAGCACGAGAGCUUUCACGGCAUGACCUUCCCGCAUAUCGCCCCUUGUUCGCUCUGUAUCUGGAUAUCCAUAAACAACUGAAUCUUGAAGAGCUGGACGAUACGGAGGUCAAGGGACGAUGGAAGAGUUUUGUUGGAAAAUGGAAUCGUGGAGAGCUUGCACAAGGCUGGUACGAUCCCGAAACGUUAGAGAAGUCAAGAGCGCAAGGUCAAGUUUUGCCCUCCCCUCGCAGGACGAGCACACAACCAGGUCAGAUGAGGAGAUCUGAUGCUCGACCGCUGAGCCAGAGCAACGAGGAUAGCGAAGAAGAAGUAGAUUUUGGUCCUCCCCUACCCUCAUCGCUCACGACGCGUGGCGAGCACGACGACUCUCUCAUGUCUCGAACGCAGGGAGCCUCCGUACCUUCCCUCGAUGAACUUCGUGCACGGGACGAGCAGGUUACCGAAGAAGCCGACGUGGCCCGGCGAGAGCAUACUAAACAACUUCGUCACGAACGUCAUCUAGAUCGCAGAGUUCAGAAAGAGCGUCUCGAAGAACUUGUACCGCGUGCCGAGGCGGGAAGCCGCGAGCGCCAACUGGAGAAAAAACGCGAGCGCGCCGAGGCCAAUCGCUCCUUUGCAGCUUCGAAAGAUGCGUCCGGCGAUGUAGAAAUUAUGGAUUCCGAGCUCAUGGGGGCCGAGGACGGUCUGACAGACCUCAAGAGACUGCAGAAGGAGCAGGAAAGAAAGAAAAAUGAGAGGGAGCUUCGCAGAGAGGAAAUACUGCGGGCCAGGCGUGCAGAGCGGGAAAGCAAGUUACAGGCUAUUAAAGAAAAGGAAGAGAAAACCAUGAGCAUCUUCAAAGAGAUUGCACGACAGCGCUUCGGUGGUGGAGACGAGCCAUGA
Fonsecaea pedrosoi CBS 271.37 is the source of this 1053-nucleotide messenger RNA. RefSeq lists its product as uncharacterized. NCBI's taxonomy places the organism in Eukaryota, Fungi, Ascomycota, Eurotiomycetes, Chaetothyriales, Herpotrichiellaceae. The coding region runs from base 1 to 1053 and encodes 350 amino acids. The transcript has 2 exons. The record is from RefSeq and is a predicted model, not a curated record.